CUCUCCAAAACCAAAAAUUUUCAAUCCAAUCACCAUCAAUGGCUCCUUCUCCUCCCCCUUGUUUCACAUCAUCUCUCCACACCCUCCUCGGCCCGCCCGAAUGCCACGACCCGCCGCCUCCCCAAGCCCGGCCCGCUCCCGCCCCCGCCGACCCCUUCAUUGACCUGAUGGUUGCCAACUUCAACGGAGACGGCGACUUGCCUCGGAAGGGCUACACAGAAAACAACUCGGCCACGUUCCUGUCGACGGGCAACCCGUGCCUAGACUUCUUCUUCCACGUGGUCCCUGACACCCCGCCCGAGUCCCUGACCGAGAGGCUCGAGUCAGCCUGGGACCAUGACCCGCUCACCGCCCUCAAGCUCGUGUGCAACCUCCGGGGCGUGCGCGGGACCGGGAAGUCGGACAAAGAAGGGUUCCACGCUGCGGCAAGGUGGCUAUUCAAGAACCACCCCUGGACCCUGGCCUGCAACGUUGGGGCCUUCGCAGAGUUCGGGUACUUCAAGGACUUGCCCGAGAUCCUCUACCGCCUCCUCGAGGGCCCUGACAUCAGGGCGAAGCAGAAGAGCGAGUGGCAAGAGCGGAAAGGCACCAAAAGUAGGCGGCAAUUGGAAUCAGUUCCGGGGUUCAGCUGCCGCGAUAAAUCAAGAAGAAAGAAGGGGAGAAAUAGCUCGAGAACGGCCACAGCUUCAGUGCCCAAGGAAGUGAGGGUCGCAUACGCGGCGGCACGUGACCGGGAGCAGAAGCAGAAGGCGAGUGAGCUGAGGAACAAGAAGAGGAUCGCCAUGGCCAGGAAGCUCAUGGAGCGGUAUAAGCGCGAUGGGGACUUCCGGUUCCUCCACGAUAAGGUGUCUUGGCACUUCGCUCAUUGCCUGAUGGCCGACCUGGAGUUCCUGAAAUCUGGGGAGAUCAAUAAGAUUAGCCUCGCCGCCAAGUGGUGCCCAUCGCUCGACUCGUCCUUUGACCUCGUGACUCUGCUCUGUGAGAGCAUUGCGAAGCGGGUCUUCCCACGGGAGCGGUUUCCCGAGUACCAGGGCCUAGAGGAGGCGCACUACGCAUACAGGGUGCGGGAUCGGCUCAGGAAGGACGCCCUUGUGCCACUCCGGCGGGUCCUGGAGCUGCCGGAAGUGUACAUGAGCGCGGGGCGGUGGGGCGACGUCCCGUACAACCGGGUCGCCUCUGUGGCCAUGAAACUCCACAAGGACAAGUUCCUGAAGCACGACCGCGAGCGGUUCCAAACCUACCUCGCCGACGUGAAGUCCGGGAAGGCCACAAUCGCUGCCGGUGCUCUGCUUCCUCACGAAAUUGUAGCCUCGCUCUCCGACCCUGACACGGGCGAGGUCGCAGAGCUUCAGUGGAAGCGCAUGGUGGAGGAUCUAUCCAAGGUGGGGAAGUUGGAGAACUGCAUCGCUGUGUGCGACGUCUCGGGGAGCAUGAGCGGUACACCGAUGGAGGUGUCGGUGGCGCUGGGGCUGUUGGUGUCGGAGCUUAGCCAGGAGCCAUGGAAGGGCAAGGUGAUCACAUUCAGCGAGUUUCCUCAGCUUCACGCGAUACAAGGAGAGGACUUGCGCUCCAAGACCGAAUUCAUCGAAACGAUGGAGUGGGGUGCCAACACCGACUUCCAGGCUGUAUUCGACAGGAUUCUAGAGGUGGCCACCGCGGGGAAGCUGAGGGCUGAGGAGAUGGUCCGGAAGGUGUUCGUGUUCAGCGACAUGGAGUUCGACCAGGCUUCCUGGAACCCGUGGGAGACGGACUACGAGGCGAUCACGAGGAAGUUUGGGGAGCGUGGGUAUGGGGCGGCGGUGCCGCAGAUCGUGUUCUGGAACCUGAGGGACUCGAGGUCGACGCCGGUGGCGGUGAAGCAGGCGGGGGUGGCGCUGGUGAGCGGGUUCUCGAAGAACCUGAUGAAGAUGUUCCUGGAAGACGAGGGGAACAUAAGCCCCCUGGCCAUCAUGGAGGCCGCCAUCUCGGGCGAGGAGUACCAGGACCUCGUCGUGGUCGAUUGAUUGAAUCAGUUCUUUCCUUUGUAUAUUUAGGACUCUUAGGAAAGAACGAAACGAAUGC
Molecule: messenger RNA, 2061 nt
Organism: Eucalyptus grandis
Lineage: Eukaryota; Viridiplantae; Streptophyta; Magnoliopsida; Myrtales; Myrtaceae
Exons: 1
Coding region: 39-2003 (654 amino acids)
Source: RefSeq, a predicted model, not a curated record